AUGGACGCCGCAAAGAACGCCGUGAAGAGCUUCAUCCACAAGGAUGGCAAGCAUGACACUACUGUCCACGAGAAAGUCAACCCUGCAGUCGUCAACGAGACCGUGACUCGUCAACAAGAAGACCGCAUCACUACCGCCGUCGACAAGGAGGUCCACCAAGAUCACUACCACACAUCCGUCCAGCCUGUGAAGGAUACCCAAGUCCUCCCAGAGAAGCACCACCACAACGUUGUUGGUGUUGAGCAUCGCAAUUUUGAGCAUGACGACGCCGAUCAGGUGAAGCAGAAGCUCGCUGCUGAGCAGGCACACUUCAAGGACACCUCCACUCGUGUUGAGGGUGAGCACAAGACUACUGCCCAGCCAGUCGUUGCCGGCGAGCACGUCCACCACCAUGUGCAUGAGCAGAUUCAGCCUGUCGUCAACAAGCAGACCAUCGAGCCACACGUCGUGCACACCACCGUACCAAUCCACGAGGUCCACCACAACGCUGCCCAGCACCACUCCACCACUGCUCUCCCAGCCAUGAGCAUGUCCGAGUUCAAGAGCCAAGGCGGCUCUCUUACCGGUCGUGAGGAGCGAACCGAUGCCUUCGAUGGCUGCCCUAAGCCUGGUCACGCUUCGACACAAGGCACCGGCAACAGCAUCGAGACCCACAACCACAGCCACGGCAGCAACGGCUUGAACAGCGCCGCAGGAGCUGGUGUCGCAGGUGGUGCAGCAGGUCUCGCUGGCUCUCGUGCCGCCGGCCACAGCGCUGGCUCCAACGGUAACAGCACUGGCUACGUCGACAACAACGCUGGAAGCAGCUUGACUGGCCAACGCCAACAUGAUGUCGAGCCACAAUUGUCUGGCAACCACAAUGGCAUCGGCUCUACGACUGAGCACAAGAAGCCAGGUUUGAUGGACAAGUUGAACCCAAAGAAGGACGCUGAUGGAGAUGGAAAGGCUGGUUUCAUGAAAUAG
This is a messenger RNA of Cercospora beticola, 963 nucleotides long. RefSeq lists its product as uncharacterized. NCBI's taxonomy places the organism in Eukaryota, Fungi, Ascomycota, Dothideomycetes, Mycosphaerellales, Mycosphaerellaceae. The record is from RefSeq and is a predicted model, not a curated record.